Molecule: messenger RNA, 4393 nt
Organism: Rana temporaria (common frog)
Lineage: Eukaryota; Metazoa; Chordata; Amphibia; Anura; Ranidae
Product: protocadherin-8-like
Exons: 4
Coding region: 470-3421 (983 amino acids)
Biological process (GO): homophilic cell-cell adhesion
Cellular component (GO): plasma membrane
Molecular function (GO): calcium ion binding
Source: RefSeq, a predicted model, not a curated record
CAACACAGUCAGCAGCAGCCUACAUUUAAUAGUAAAAUAAUGCAAUCUCAGGGUCAUCAAAUUGUUUCUGUGUAGCUGAUUUGACUUUUUUGAUUACUGGCAUUCUAAGAGAACACAGCUUUCUUGAGGUGUCACAAAGUAUAACUGUAUAUUAGUCGGCCUCUUACUGAGAGCUCUCUUAAUGACAGGCCCAUUUGCUCAGCCUCAGUGACCAUUUGUCCUGGAGUCAUUGGAGAUUGGUGGAAGGGGAAGUUAAUUUACAUAUCCUUGAGCAUAUAACCUGGGGAAAGAGAUGAGCCCAAGCAGUUAUUCACACUCUUCUGAAUACAGGCACCACUUAACAGGAUUGUGCUGAGUCCUUUCACAGCUGGCAGGCUCCAUUGAUGCUACAUUGUUCCUCUUCAAGAUACAAAACCAAGAGUUUUAACUUGGCAGCAUAAACAGAUCUACAACAAGAAAAGGACUGAAAAUGUUGGAGUUCUUCAAAGCACUGCCAGUACUACUGCUGGGUCUGAUGACUUCACUGUCCCAUGCAGAAUUUGUUCAUUACUACAUCUACGAGGAAGAGGCACCUGGAACGGUCAUUGCUGUUUUAUCAGAGCACCCACUGUUCAACUCAACAGACCAACUUGAGAGCAACUUUCGCCUUAUGAAGCAAUAUAACAACUCUAUUAUCCAAGUGCAAGACAGCGAUGGCCAGCUGAGCAUUGGGGAGAAGAUUGACAGGGAACAGAUCUGCAGGCAGACUUUAACCUGUAUCCUGGCCCUGGACGUGGUCAGUUUUUCAAAGGAUCAGAUAAAGUUGAUGAAUGUAAAAGUGGAGGUAAGAGAUAUUAACGAUAACAGACCUCACUUCCCUAGUUCUGAAAUGCAAGUGGAUAUUUCUGAAAGUUUAGCAGUGGGUGCUAGGAUUCCUUUGCAAAUAGCUAUUGAUGAAGAUAUUGGUGAAAACUCUAUCCAAAACUAUGAACUGUCAGAUAACAGCCACUUCAAGAUUGAUGUCCAGACUAGAGCUGAUGGGGUUAAAUAUGCAAACCUAGUACUUUUAAAGGAAUUAGACAGGGAAAUGCAGUCUGAACACACCUUGACACUGGUUGCCAUGGAUGGAGGGAGCCCAUCACUUUCUGGCAGUGCAGUGGUUAAUGUUCGGGUCCUGGACUUUAAUGACAACAGCCCAGUGUUUGAGAGGAGCACUGUCACCGUGGACAUGAUGGAGGAUGCUCCUGCUGGAUAUCUCUUACUGGACCUCAAUGCAGCUGACCCUGAUGAAGGUGCCAAUGGAGAAAUCAUUUACAGUUUCAGCCCCCAGGUGUCCCCAGAGGUACGUCAGCUCUUUCAUGUAGAUCCCAAAUCAGGUGGCAUAACUCUUGAGGGUAAAGUUGAUUAUGAGAGCAGGCAAACUUAUGAGUUUGAUAUACAAGCUCAGGAUUUAAGUCCUAAUCCAUUAACUGCUACUUGUAAAAUAACUGUGCAUAUCAUAGAUGCAAAUGAUAAUGCUCCAGCCAUCACCAUCACUCCCCUGACUACUGUCAACAAAGGCAUAGCCUAUAUAACUGAAGGAGCUGCUAAGGAUAGCUUUAUAGCACUUAUUGGCACCACAGAUAAAGACUCAGGGCUUAAUGGACAAGUUCAUUGUACACUUUAUGGGCAUGAACACUUCAAACUCAAGAAAGCCUAUGAAGACAGUUUUAUGAUAGUCACUACUUCUCCCCUGGACCGGGAAAAGAUAGCUGAGUACAACCUGACAAUUGUAGCAGAAGAUUUGGGAUUUCCUUCCUUGAAAACCAUAAAGCAGUAUACUGUCAGGCUGAUUGAUGAGAAUGACAAUGUUCCUGAAUUUACCAAACAAAUAUAUGAAGCAUCUGUAUGGGAGAAUAAUGCCCCUGGAACUUAUAUCACAACUGUGAUAGCCAAGGACACUGAUUUUGGACUUAAUGGUAAAAUAUCUUAUAGACUGGUUGAUUCAAAAAUACUGGGGCAGUCCUUGUCCACAUUUGUGGCUAUUGACACUGACUCAGGUAUGUUGCGUGCUGUAAGAUCAUUGGACUAUGAAAUGCUUAAACAACUAGACCUUGAAAUUGAAGCUACUGACAACGGUACUCCUCCACUUACAUCUCGUACUCAGCUGAGAAUAAAGAUAAUUGAUGUAAAUGACAAUGCACCUGUGAUAACUUUCCCCUUGGUGGAUAACAGAUCUGCUGAAGUUAUGUUGCCAAUCCAUGCCCCACAAAAUUACUUAGUUUUGCAGGUUAAAGCCACUGAUAAGGAUGAGGGGGUGAAUUCCCAACUUUUCUUCACUAUUCAGGAAGACAACCAAAAAUUAUUUGCCUUAAACAAAGUGACUGGUGAAUUAUCAUUAACCAGAACAAUUGAUUCUUUGCAAGAUAAGGACUUGAGUAUUGUUAUUGCCGUGCAUGACAAUGGAAGACCUUCCAUGUAUUCCAAUGCUACCAUCAAAUUCACUUUUACUGAAUCCUUUCCAUCUAAUGUAGAGAUAGUUAUUAUGCAAAGUUCUGCAGAGAACCAGCAUCAGAUGGACCUGUCCAUAAUCUUCAUAGCAGUGUUAUCUGGAGGUUGUGCUUUGCUCCUCAUCGCUAUAUUUUUUGUGGCCUGUUCUUGCAAACGGAAAUCUGCUAAUUCUAAGACUGAUGUUGAAGAACAAAGAAUAAGAGAAGUUAAUGACCAACUACUUAAUAGCACAGCUUCGCCAAAAGAGGGCCUCUCAUCUUCCACUUUGUCACAGUCUGAAUCUUGUCAGCUGUCAAUCAACACAGAGUCACAAGGCUGCAGUGCAUCAUCCAGCACCGACCUGGUCAAGGACCUCCAGACAGCAUCAAAUAGUUCAGAUUCAGAUCCAUUAUACCUUUCAUCCAGGUUGUGCAGAGAUAUCUCUACAGAGAGCAUAAGUGGAAAAUCUCAGACUGAACGGCUUAGUGCAAAAGACAGUGGUAAAGGAGACAGUGACUUCAAUGACAGUGAUUCUGACACCAGUGGGGAAGGUGUGAAAAGGGACACCGGCCUGCCAAUUCACAAGCAGCCAUGUUCCCCAUACACAGGAACAUCUGGAACACUGCGAGGUCCAGUACAUCCAGUCAGCCACCACAGCAAUAAAGUCCCAUAUCCUGGAAAUGCAACAAUGCAGUAUGAAAAGGGAUAUGCAAUGUCGUAUUCCUUAGUUCCUACUUACUACAACACCUAUCACCACUCCAGAAUACCUAAUGUCCCUGUCACUAGCUAUACAAUUAAAGACUCAUAUUAUGUCAACAGUAUGCAGAAUGAGAGAAUGCCUCGACAAUGUGAACAGGAUUGGUUGAACAGAAAAGCCAUGCUUUCACCACCUAGGGUGUCCAGGACAUAUCACAGGUCCAAUUACAACACAGAAAUCAGCUUGCAACCCUGUGAAAUUGCAACCACCUUUUAAAUCUUUCUGGGAAAAGUAACUGGGUUAUAGUGUAUCUAGCACUACAUUUUUUUAUUUUGAAUUACAGCAGAGAAGGGUUAAAACUAUUAGUUUGUCUUGCCAUCUGUAACUCGUUAGAGAGAUCCUUUCCCUGCACUUCCUCUCUGAACAGGAAGUGAGAAAAUAGAAACAAGUGCACCCAUUAGAAGAUGUCCCCUCUUUUUCUGUUCUGGUGGCAACAUAAAAUGGUGGCUUUGCCAACACUUUCAUUCCUUGUGACACUGAAGAUCAGGUCAGAUAGAAAGAGGGGGGUACAAACAGCAAUUAAAACUAACCAAUGGCUCUAUUGCCUUACCACCCUUGCCAAAAAAAAUGCCUUUAAUAAUACUCCAAGAAAAGGUCCAGUUCAGUAUUCUGUUCACCUGCACCUGGUUAUGUAGUCACUGACCAUGAACUGUCCUCCAAAACAGCAAAUCCAAAGAUCUAAUGCACGCAUGUACCUCCUAUAUACUCCUGGAAUAAAAUAUGUCACUAGACACAGCAAAUGGCAAGAUAAAUCAAAAGGAGAAAGAAGGCUCUGCAGAAAUAGGAAAACACAGAAUAUCAUGCUAAUACAAUGUACAUUUAAAAAUUGUAAAAAGAGAUGCAUUCUAUAAAUUUAGUUGUACAAAUUUAUGAGUUUUAGGAGGAGACAUGCAAAUGAAAUGUCACUUUAGCUAACUAUGCAUACAGAAUAGCUAGUUUUAUAGCACAGAAAAUAAUAUGAAUAGUAAACAAAAAAAAAGGGUAUGUUACAAGGCAUACCCUUUGAGUUUGUAAGGAAUCUAGUUAUUCAUGCAUUUUUAUUCUGUCACUGCACUCUUGUUAGUUCACAUGUAAAUAUCUAAUAAUUAUUGUACAUAUAUAUAUGUUUAGCUUUUUGACUGUACAUAUCAUAUGAUUUUUAUGUUGUAUAUGGAUAUGGUCUUUCAAUAAAUAUUUAUUUUUAAAAUU